Messenger RNA from Amphimedon queenslandica, 1121 nucleotides. RefSeq lists its product as uncharacterized. Lineage: Eukaryota; Metazoa; Porifera; Demospongiae; Haplosclerida; Niphatidae. The transcript is spliced from 4 exons. Bases 13 to 1005 code for a protein of 330 amino acids. The record is from RefSeq and is a predicted model, not a curated record.
AAAUCAUCUCACAUGAUCAAGCUUCUAAGACACCUCCAUAUCAUUGCUGAAGCAAAAAAUAGAAAAGAAGGAAGCUAUUUUUUUCCCUGUGCUUUACAAUCUUGUAAAAAGCUCAAUCCUGCCCCAACAGAAAUACAACCGCUUCUCAUAGCAUGGGAGAUUCAAAAUGGUGGCACAAAAACUCUAGCCAUCCCACAAGGAUUAUUUCCUUUAACCAUUGUACACCUUUUAGAGAAAAAGAAUAUUGUACAAUUUGCUCCUGAUCCAGAUUCAGAUGAUGAAACAGAAUUCUAUAGAUAUCAUGAUGCCAUGUCACUCCGGGUUUUCAACGAAGAGUAUACCAUUGAUAUCAUCAAUCGCUAUACGCAUAUCGAAAUACGUUUUUACGAUUGCAAAGAAUUUUGUCCACAAAUUCGAGAAUUAGUUAUGGAUGCUAUCAAAAAAAGUAACAAUGAUCUCAAAGUUGGUAAAAACCAUAUCUUUGCAUUCAAGUGCCCCAGAAAAAAUAAACGAUGUUACUGCAUUGUCAAAGAAGAUUUGUCUUCAACCAGAUGUACUCAAUGUCGAUCACACUGUAAAGUAUUACAAGGUGAUGAUAACAGCUACAGGUGCUGGUUUAGUGAUUGUCAAUCAUCCAGUCCAGGAACCAAAGCAUCAUUAGAAGAUCCACCUACUAAAAAACGUAGAUUAAAAUUAAGUGCUUCUGACCGGUUUAGAAAUGUUUCUGAUAGACUUGCAGGUGUCAUAUUAUCUUGUCUGAUUGCAGUAUCAGGGAAACUUAAUGCUAAAAAACUGAUAACACAGGGGCUACAUGAUGAAAUGAUUACUGGUCAUGAUAUUGACUCAAAAAAAGCUGCCAAGCUAGUACUUGUAAUACAGACUACUCUUGAUGCCCAGCCUAAUCCUGAAGCAUAUCUAAAUGACGUGUGCUCAGCAUUGAAAGAACUUGGAGAGAAACAAAUCACUGAUAUAGUGAAUGAAUUGGAACAGAGUAAAACAGAUUGAUCUUGCUAACAUUAUCAACUGCACCAUCAAAUAACUUAUUAGUUCUUGUGUGCUUUGAAUUUGACUUAAAUACAUUGUUUGUGUGAUUUUUCUUAUAUGCCUGUUUAUUUCAAAAA